GGAUUCAAGAUGGAAAUACUUACUCUUGGGUUUAUGUGUUUACUGUGGAUAUAUGUCUCUGCCUCUCCAUGUGAACCUGGCCAACGUACUUACAAAGGCAAAUGUGUUGUUGAUAAUGAGUGUGACGAGACCCCUGGUAUCUGUGGAAUCAACACAGACUGCUUCAACACGAAUGGCAGCUACUACUGUCAGUGUCAUCGUGGGUACAUAAAUAUUGGUGGGAAGGUUAACUUUACAGACACUGAUGGGACGUGCACGGAUAUCAAUGAAUGUUUUGAAGAUAAGAACAUCUGCGGUUCUGUUGCUACAUGCAAAAAUAUGAUUGGAACGUACGACUGCACCUGUCUGUCCGGAUAUAUCAGGACAAAUAACAGAGAAUGUGAAGAUAUAAAUGAGUGCAGGGAAGCUGAAACUGACGGGGAGAACAUCUGUGGAGAAAAAGGCACUUGUAAGAACAUUAAUGGGAGUUAUUGGUGCGUGUGCCCUCAAGGAUAUACCAAUUAUGGCAACAAAAGGACCCCAUGCUCAGAGCUCAAUUGUACCAGCUUCAGUAACGACAGCAGGCCUGCAGCGUCGUUGGUAGGCCUAGUGGACAUUCUGUCGAUAAUGAGAAACAGCUGUCUGGCUCUGUCCAACUCAGCCUCUUCUGGGGAAGGGAAUGCUGAUGGAGAGGUGUUACUUGAGAAACUUCUCAAAGCAACUGUGUCGAUCCUGUCUCCUGGACCUCUGGUCAGCAUGGAAAGUGUGAGCAGUCUGCUGUGUGCCAUGGUGGACUCUAUUUUACUGAUUGGUCCUCAACUCAAAGCCAACGCAACCAAGAUGGAGACCACAGAGACAGGGGUACAAAUUGCUGUUGAAAGAGGAAAGAACCGACCAACUGGACCAAUCCAUCUGACCAAUGACUAUGCUACUCUCAGUACUGACUGGGAUACGGUGCUUGGGAUGGGACCAUACCCUGGUUUUGCUAUGGCUGCAUUGUUGAGCUACAAGAACCUUGAGGAAUCUGUGAACAGAUCUUUUGAGAGGCUGAAAGAACAUGGGAGGGGUGGUGUGUCCUUCCAGGUCUUCUCCAAAGUUGUGUCUGUUGUGGCAUCAAACCCAUCCCCUUGGAACCUGCAGAACUCUUUCAAUAUCACCUUCAGGUAUUUGCAGAAAGUAGAAUCCCCUGAGGUGAGGUACAUCUGUGUACACUGGAAUAAAAGAGGGGUUUGGUCCACCGAUGGUUGCAAUCAGCAACAGUCUAAUGUCACCCAUAUCGUGUGUUCAUGCAACCAUCUGAGCAGCUUUGCUGUGCUGAUGGCACUUGAGCACACCUUUGGACUUCUGGUAGUGACCAAGAUUGGACUGAUCAUCUCCUUGGUGUUUCUGGCACUAAGCAUUCUGACGUUUAAGUUUUGCCGUUCCAUACAAGGAACCCGCACCACCAUCCACCUGCACCUUUGCAUCUGCCUCUUCAUGGCUGACCUCGUCUUCCUGACUGGCAUUUCUCAAAUUAACCCUGAGGGUGGCUGCAGGUUUGUUGCAGCGUUGCUCCAUUUCUUCUUUUUGGGCGUGUUUGCCUGGAUGCUGUUAGAAGGGGUGCAGCUCUACCGCAUGGUUGUCCUGGUGUUCAAUGCCACAAUUCGGCCCCUCUACCUUUAUCUCACUGGUUAUGGAACACCUCUCGCUAUCAUCAUUGUAUCAGCCAUCAUCCGACCAAAGGGAUACGGCACUGACCAGCACUGUUGGCUGUCGCUGAAAGACGGUCUCAUCUGGAGCUUCUUCGGACCUGUGUGCGUCAUCAUCGUCCUGAAUGUCUGUCUCUUCAUCGUCACUGGCUGGAAACUCGCCCAGAAGUUCACCAGCGUUAACACAGACCUCUCCAAACUGCAGAAAACUAAAGCUUUCGCAGUCACAGCCAUAGGCCAGAUGUCCAUACUGCAUCUGAUGCGGGUGUUUGGAUCCCACUUGUUCCAAGAGGACACAACAGUGGUGGUGUAUAUUUUUACUGUCCUCAACAGCCUGCAGGGUAUCCUGGUCUUCAUCAUUCUCUGCCUGCUGUCUAAACAGGUGAGAGAUGAGUAUGUCCACUUCCUCUCCUGUAUCUGCACACCACAGAAGUCCAGCAGUGAGUCACGUGGUUCUCGGAGUGGGCGGCACACACAAGAGUCACAGAUAUGAAGAGCCUUUUACACUCCUUCACAGGCUAACUUUACUCUUUUAACGCUAAAUGUUUGACUGAUUUCUAAUAGGAAUUACAUCUUUCUCUUUGUCGCCUAUAUGCCAGAUUAAACAAUUUACAUUUAUUGCUAAAUCUGUCACUUUGGACACACCUAAAGGUGGUGUAAGAUUUGUUAUUCUGGAAAGACUGUAUAAAAUAGAUGGACAUGGCCAUAUUGACAGUGUUUGUUGGCUCCCUCUUCUCAGUGUAAUGUGAACAUUAACAAUUAAGUCAGUAAUUACCCAUCAAAGGUAUAUUUUACUGAGGUUAAAAAUCAAGUGAAAAGUGGAAUCAUUUUCCUGCAGACUUCUGUGGAAAAUAAUUUUUGCAGUGACAGAGGGGGCUUCAUGCAGGUCAUUAGAAGGUGCAUUUAAGGCAUUUCCGCUGUGUGAAGCUUCAUCCAUCUUUUUAUACAGUCUGUUAGAUAAGGGCAUAUAUUUAUAUAAAAUGCACAAAACUAUACCUAUGCUUCUGAGCUAUUCAUGUUUUUGUUUUGUUUUUCUA
This is a messenger RNA of Cololabis saira (Pacific saury), 2704 nucleotides long. RefSeq names its product adhesion G protein-coupled receptor E1-like. Lineage: Eukaryota; Metazoa; Chordata; Actinopteri; Beloniformes; Belonidae. Gene Ontology annotation, biological process: adenylate cyclase-activating G protein-coupled receptor signaling pathway; cell surface receptor signaling pathway. The record is from RefSeq and is a predicted model, not a curated record. Bases 10 to 2160 code for a protein of 716 amino acids. Gene Ontology annotation, cellular component: membrane. The transcript is spliced from 17 exons. Gene Ontology annotation, molecular function: calcium ion binding; G protein-coupled receptor activity.